Messenger RNA from Clupea harengus (Atlantic herring), 1577 nucleotides. It is a transcript of the gene msx2b, whose product is annotated as muscle segment homeobox 2b. Gene Ontology annotation, molecular function: DNA-binding transcription factor activity, RNA polymerase II-specific; RNA polymerase II transcription regulatory region sequence-specific DNA binding. Gene Ontology annotation, biological process: embryonic morphogenesis; regulation of transcription by RNA polymerase II. NCBI's taxonomy places the organism in Eukaryota, Metazoa, Chordata, Actinopteri, Clupeiformes, Clupeidae. Gene Ontology annotation, cellular component: nucleus. The record is from RefSeq and is a predicted model, not a curated record.
CGUCGUCAUCGAAGUUUUUUUCAUUCUCAUACCACUUCGCUGUUGUGGUGUCUCAUUUUACUUGUAGGGGAUAUACUUGUGGCUUGCCUAAUAGCAACGCUUGUCACAACUUCAUCUGGACAUUUAACGAGAGUUUUGCAGAGAUGUCAUCCCCAACUGAUCUACGGGACAGUGAUUCACCCGAAGCCGUGAGUCGAGAGCGAGCUAUGGAGGAGCGCAAAGCCCAAGUAACAAGUCAUCCAUUCAGCGUGGAAUCGCUAAUGUCACGCAGUAAGAGCCAUAAGGAGGUCCCAGCUAAAGCCGAGGAAACAUCGUGGAACAGUUUUGUACGGACACACUCCGUUCUGUGUCCCAGUAGGGAUACGUGCAGUCCGGAGGGAAUAAUAACGCACAUCACUCCAACCUCACCCGUCAAACUAGAGUCGCUGGAGUCGGAGGAAGACUGUAGUUCUUGGGGAGCGAACUCCAAAUUCUCAGCACAACCACGCGGAGUGAGUGCUGCCUGUCUGCUGCGAAAGCACAAGACCAACCGCAAACCUCGCACACCCUUCACUACCUCCCAGCUGCUGGCCCUGGAGAGAAAGUUCCGCCAGAAGCAGUACCUAUCCAUCGCGGAGCGGGCCGAGUUCUCCAGCUCACUCACACUCACCGAGACCCAGGUGAAGAUCUGGUUCCAGAACCGUCGGGCCAAGGCCAAGAGACUGCAGGAGGCCGAGCUGGAGAAGCUGAAGAUGAGCUCUAAGCCCCCGCUGCCCCCGCACUUUGGCCUGCCUUUCCCCCUCAGUGCCAUGUCUCUGUACGGACACACCUACCAUUACCCCAGGCCCCUGGUGCCCCUGACCCCUACUGCACUCUACGGCUCACCACUGGGCUACAGCAUGUACCCCCUCUCUUGAGAGACACAGGCACAGUGUGUUUCAUGCCUCCUUUUAAAGUUAGCUUGUAUAAUCUUUUUGUGUGUUUGUUGUGUGUAUGGACAGUUCAUAACUGCCCUGCUAUCGGAGGGAGUUUGUCUCAAAUUUUAAGAUGGAUUAUGAAGCUACAAACCGUGUUCUGACGAAGAUUGAUCCGCUUGUCUUUUUUGUAUAUCUACGGAUGGAUUUUUUUUCACAAAGCCAAAUGACUGCCAGUCUCACAACCAGAGCAUUUUGUAUUGUAGAGAGUACUUCAGCAGCACUUCCAAAGCAGGCCUGGAUGUCCCAUGGACAGUUGUGUACAGAAUCAGUGUCAUGGGAAUAUUGCAUUCUGCCUUUGGCCAUAAUGACGUUACCUUUCUGAUAUUGUGAUGAGAUUUUAACUUUUUUUUUUAAUUAUUUAAAGUGAAGUUGUAGUCAAGUUGAACUUGUCUCUACUCCAAAUUAAGUGGGUUGGAUUUUUACUGAGUACAAGACCAAAACAAAACAUUAUAGGGGUGUACUUUAUAAAAAAUGUAAACUAGAGUUUUAUUUUCUGUGAGUUUGUUUUUUUACUCUUAAAAAUGACAAAUUCUCCUGGCAGCACAGACAGCACUGUAUGCUUUGUUUUAGUUUUAUUUAUUUCCUUAAUUCCGAAAGAUGACUGUUCAGGGUCACAGAUUU